Messenger RNA from Lotus japonicus, 2748 nucleotides. RefSeq names its product protein tesmin/TSO1-like CXC 3. Gene Ontology annotation, molecular function: DNA-binding transcription factor activity. The coding region runs from base 220 to 2415 and encodes 731 amino acids. The transcript is spliced from 9 exons. The record is from RefSeq and is a predicted model, not a curated record. NCBI's taxonomy places the organism in Eukaryota, Viridiplantae, Streptophyta, Magnoliopsida, Fabales, Fabaceae.
UCUCCCGCCCUGAGAAGAGAAGAGAAGAGAAGAGAAGUUGUUGAAUUGAAUCUAAUAAUCUAUCUUCAACAGCGGAAAAAUAGUGAAACAGAAAAUCCCUUAUCAUCGAUAGAGAUAUAGAUAUAGAGAUAGAGAUAGUGUGUUACAAGAAACAACCUACACUACAACAACGUUAAAUCUUCAUGCCAACGAUUUCCCUUUCACUCUCACUCUCUGCAAAUGGACGACCAAACUCCCGAGAGGAACAACACUCCUCUUUCCACCGAGGGCUCACCUGUUUUCAACUUCAUCAACAGUCUAUCUCCUCUAAAGCCUGUAAAGCCUGCAUAUGCCACACAGACAUUCAGCUCGCUUAGCUUUCCAUCCCCUCCAUCAGUUUUCACAUCCCCCCAUGCCAGCUGUCACAAGGAAUCCAGAUUCCUCAGGAGGCAUAACCUUUUGGACACAUCAACACCUAAAGUUUUGUCUGAAGAUGUCAAUAAAAUAUAUUCAUGUGAAGAGGCUCCUAAACAUUCUACUCAUGCAUGUCAUGACUCAAAUGAGCAACAGGAAAACACUGAUCAACGAAUUUCCGUAGGAGAUUCCUCAAUUGAGCCAUCUAGUGAAUACACAAGGUUCUCAUCCGAGCUUCCUGGAGCCUUAAAAUAUAAUUCUGGUGGCCAUGGAUAUAGUCCUCUACUCUGCGAUAACAUGGCUAACACUUGUUUCGAAUUGCCUGGCAAGCCAGCAACAUAUGCUGCCUGUGUUCAGGAAGGCCCUAAAAGAGAUUCAGCUGUGGGUAACAUGCAUCUUCAGAGAGUAUGCCAUAUCGGGGGAAGGGAAAAUUUAAUUACUGAUGCUUCCAAUCGGUUAAUUUUAGGCUCUCCAAAUGUGACAGAAGCUUUUAGGGGCCUCAUGAAUCAACAAUUGGAUCCUUCAAUAGACCUUAGCAAUUAUUUUACUUAUAAAUAUGGUAGAAUGCAACCUGUUAAUCUAGCUGCUUCGGGUUCAGAACAUGGAAUUCAGUAUCAUCCAAAUGGACCAAUUACAGGUCAGACACAGAAUAAUCUUCCCAGUGUUGCUUUGAUGACUAGCAAUCCAAGUGAGAAAAUGAAUGAUGAGCUUCUUCAAGCGACCUACCGUGGUAUGAGGCGUAGUCUAGACUAUGAGAUGGCCAGUGUGCAAAGGAAGAACUCUGGUGGUAGUUCACACAUUAGUUCCAGUACAGCAAAGUCUGAUGAGAGGGGUAUUGGUAAUGAAAAUCCGCUGCUUCCUACAAAACACACUUGUGAUUCACACUUGAAUCCACUUGCAACUUUAAAAGAUUACAAAAGUUCAAAAGGUGAACCGAUGUCUUCUCAAAUGCAACCUAAUUUGCCCAGCUCCACUUCUUCCAUGCUUCUCUCUUCAAGACAAGAGGGUCCUCAAUCGAUGGAAAAUGAUUUGGAGCCAUCUGAGGGUGAAGUGCAGCCUGCUGAAGAUUAUACCCAGUCACCAGGUUACAUGGCUGAUGAAGAUUUCCAUCCGAAUGUCCCCAAAAAGAAAAGGCGCAAGUUGGAACUUUCUGGUGGAGGGGAGUCGUCUUGCAAGCGGUGUAAUUGUAAGAAAUCAAAGUGUUUGAAGCUUUAUUGUGAGUGUUUUGCUUCUGGAGUAUACUGCACAGAACCUUGCAUGUGCAGGAACUGCCUCAACCAACCUAUUCAUGCAGAAACUGUUCUUCAAGCUCGCAAGCAGAUUGAGUCUCGCAAUCCACUUGCGUUUGCUCCUAAAGUCAUAAGAAGUUCUGUUUCCACACCUGAAACCAGGGAUGAUCCUAACAAAACUCCAGCUUCAGCACGACAUAAAAGAGGAUGUAAUUGCAAGAAAUCAAGCUGCCUAAAAAAAUACUGUGAAUGCUAUCAGGGUGGUGUUGGUUGCUCUAUAAGCUGUAGAUGUGAAGCGUGCAAAAAUGCCUAUGGUAGAAAAGAUGGUUCUGGUCCUUCUGAAAUAGAAGCUGAGCCUGAAGAAGAAACAAAAGCGCGUGAAAAGAGUGAGGUAGGAAAAGCCUCCCAGAAAACCAAUAUUCAGAAUACUGAAGACCAGUCGGAGUGUGCUCUUCCCACAACACCAUCCAGGCGGUUACUUCCUUUACCCUUUUCAUCGGAUAGAAACCCAUCAAGAUCUUUUAUUGCUACAAUCUCUGCUUCUGGAUUGAUUGCCAGCCAGAAACUUGGGGAAUCAAAUGCUCUGCAGUCUCAAGUUACGUUGGAAAAGCCUUUUCAAACUGUUCCAGAUGAUGAUGACUCUUCAGGCCAUUGCAUCAAAAUUUCUUCUCCUAAGGGCAAGAGGAUCUCAUCUCCUAGAUGUGAAAAUGGAUCUCCUCAUACUCGGAGAGGUGGCAGGAAGUUAAUAUUACAAUCCAUCCCUUCAUUUCCUUCUCUCGCCCCUCCCCAUUAGAAUGAAAACCUUUUUUCAGUAGAAUGAAGACCUUUCUCGUUGGAUUGGAUGUGAAUGUGCUUUUUUGCAAUCCAACAACUUUGGUCGGUUAGAAAAAAUUCUUGGAAAGCCAAAUAUGUCAGUUGAAUGUUGAAUGUUGUUUCAACUCGAAACCAAACACACUCAGCUGACUCACCUUUCUCCCACCCUCCCUUUAAACAUGUUUUUCAUUAACUGCAAGCAAUGCUUAGGUGCAUGCAUGUAUAGGAUUGAGUUUUUCUUUUUACAUUCUUAAUAAUGUGUUGCAUUGAUUCCAUUUCAGUUUUAUGAUAUUUUGAUUAAUGGUUUUCAUCA